Trichoderma asperellum CBS 433.97 is the source of this 2028-nucleotide messenger RNA. RefSeq lists its product as uncharacterized. The record is from RefSeq and is a predicted model, not a curated record. Lineage: Eukaryota; Fungi; Ascomycota; Sordariomycetes; Hypocreales; Hypocreaceae.
GGGAACCGUAAAUAUUUGUGUCUUCGAUAUCGAACAGGCUCUCCAUUAAUGUUAUUGAGCAUUUUUCAGCAAUGAAACCUCAUCAAGCGUUAGCCACAGUUUUACACGUGGUAUCCUUUUCUUUUCUCUCCCACUGCCUACCAAACACUCAUGAUGCUUUUCCACCUCUACUUGAUGCCACGCUCGAUGACUUGCGCUCCGGGUUGGACAGAAAUCUCUUCACCAGUGUUGACCUAGUACGGGCAUACAUUGAUAGAAUACAAGAAGUCAAUCCAAGCCUUAGAGCUGUCACUGAGGUCAAUCCUGAUGCAUUGUCCAUAGCCGCAGAGCGUGAUGCCGAGAGAAGAGCGGGCAUUAAUCCUUCCAAGCUGCCUCUUCAUGGCAUACCGGUUCUUCUCAAGGAUAACAUUGCCACAUUCGAUAAGAUGAAUAACACUGCUGGCUCAUAUGCCUUGUUGGGGGCCAAAGUUCCCGAGGAUAGCACCGUUGCAUCCAAACUGCGCAAAGCCGGGGCCAUCAUUCUCGGCAAAGCCAACCUAUCGCAAUGGGCAUCCUCCAGAGAGAUCGUCAAUCACGAGGGCUGGUCGGCCUACGGCGGCCAAGCAAUCGGCGCAUACUUCCCUGAUCAAGACCCCAGAGGGUCAUCAUCCGGAAGCGCUAUAUCUUCCUCCAUUGGGCUCACGUGGGCAGCCGUCGGGACAGAUACCGGAGGAUCGAUUCUGGAACCGGCACAUGCAAACAAUGUCGUGGGAUUCCGGCCCACGGUAGGGCUGACUUCGAGAUAUUUGGUGAUUCCAUACUCGGCGAGACACGACACUGUUGGGACUCUGACUCGGACGGUCAAAGAUGCUGCGUAUUUGAUGCAGGCCAUGGCGGGACGUGACGGGCGCGACAACUACACGAGUGCGAUUCCAUUUGAUGAGAUGCCCGAUUACGUUGCGGCAUGCAAGGAUUCGGGCCUCAGGGGUAGGAGAAUUGGCGUGUCCCGCGACAUCAUGGCUGUAAAGAAUUUUGAUUCCUCAUCCGAAAGCAAUCCGCAAGCCUUUGAGAAGGCGCUGGAUGUGAUUCGCUCAGCCGGCGCAGAAGUUGUUGACAAUAUCGACUUGGGCUGCUCCGUUGCGUAUCCGUAUCUGGUCAGCAUCAACAGUACUCGAAAGGCUGCCUAUAACACAAUUGGCUCAGAUUUCUUAUCCGACCUGCCAAACAGGUAUCUCAAUCUCCUCACGCAUAACCCCAACAACAUCACUUGUCUUGGAGACGUUCGGGAAUUUACGAGACGAGACCCUCGCGAGAACUACCCCAAUAUCAGCACCAGCGCGUGGGACGCUGACAUAUUCUUUGAUGUCUCCAAUACAGAUCCAACCUACUGGCACAACAUCACUCAAACCAGAGACCUCCUGGGAAACGACUGCGUAGCCGGGGCGAUCGAGAAGUACAACUUGGACGCAAUGGUCAUGCCCACGCCCUACUCGAUCCCGCCGGCGAGUGCAGUUGGCUUGCCUGUCGUCAGCGUGCCUCUGGGCCGCAGUCCGGAUGGCACUCCCAGGACGCCAUCCUACUGGAAGAACCUUGUGCAGUCGGCUCCCAAUGGCCCGCUUGGCAUCUCCUUUUCGGGACUUGCAUUCAGCGAAGAGAAGCUCUUUGCGAUGGCGUAUGCCUUUGAACAGAGGACCAAUGUGCGGAAGACUAUUCGCCCUUAUGUUACACCAAAGACGGAGCUGGUGGAUGUUGUGCGCAAGCGAUGUCUUGCGUCUCCGAGAUCUGAAGGGUGUGUGCACGCAGGGUUUUGAGUGAGACGGACGAGGUUGCUGGACUAGAGCACGUGGCGGUUAUGAGCUGAGGGAGCAUUGUUUUACGGAUAUGAAUGGUAAGACAGCGCCGGUGUUAUGGAUUUGAUGAAUUUGUUGUUUGAGAUUGUGAUACUUGCAAACUUGUUUGAGCAGUUGUUCGUGAUGGUGUGAAGCACUGCUUUAGGUGUGACGGGUGACAAUAGCAGCAAAUGAAAAUUUACCAAUCACUAAAAAGGGC